Molecule: messenger RNA, 1163 nt
Organism: Morone saxatilis (striped sea-bass)
Lineage: Eukaryota; Metazoa; Chordata; Actinopteri; Moronidae
Gene: snorc
Product: secondary ossification center associated regulator of chondrocyte maturation
Exons: 3
Coding region: 78-431 (117 amino acids)
Biological process (GO): cartilage development
Source: RefSeq, a predicted model, not a curated record
UUACUCGUUUGAAGUUACUACUCGAGGGGUUUUGGAGACGCUUUGCUCUGUCUGACGCUCAUCCUUCCGCAGCCACCAUGGUUCACAGCAGCAGUAUCUGCAGAUUCCUCCUCCUGGUGCUCCUAGGCCUCAUGGUAGCCUUUGUACACACAGAGGCAGAUGCAGACCCGGUCUCAACAACCAGGGACAACCAGGACACCAUGUCUGGAGAGCCACCCAGUGACAUCACCACCAAAGACCCUUUCCAGGGUAUAACGGAGCAGCCCUUCACCUUCGACUACGAGGACACCACACACUCCCAGGCCAUGGAGGAGGAGGAAGGGGUGCUGGGGCCAGGGGCCAUCACAGCCAUUGUUAUAGCAGUCUUCCUGGGAGCGUCUGUCCUCCUUGCCCUCAUCGUCAUCACACUCAGGAAGUUCACCACCUCCUAAAGUCAAUGCAUCCCAUCUUGUGUGUGUAUGCAUGUGUGUGUUUGUAUGCCAUGAGUGUGAAAACAUUUUCUCUUGUGCCUGUCAUCUCAAUCUCCGAACUCACCCCUCGUCUUUCUUUCAACCAUGAAUUUGUGUCUUUCGCCAUAGAUGCUAAGAAAUUGUGGCAGGUCCCCUGACUGACUGUUACUCCUGUAAACUCGCUCUAAUUGUUGCUCAACGUGUCCACUUGUUACUAAAGGUGUGAUGUUAGAAACUGGCUGGCUCUUCCAGUGGAAAUCGUAGCAUGUCCAUGUCAUUUUAAUUUUGUUCAGCUGUUUUCAAGGUCUUACAUGCACGCUCUAAAGGGGUUUUUAAUGUUUGUGGGCUGUUUGUUUCCUGAUAGUCUUUCCCUUAUGUUGAGAGUUUGAUGUGAAGCAUGCUGUAUGUGUUUGCUUUUAUUUGUUCAUGAAGUGUAUGUGCUUUUGUUAGUCUGUGUCUAAUAGGUAUUUUUUAGAUUUACAUGCCUAAAUGAGGUUUUUAUUAGUCUUUCACAAUGACUUCACCUUGUGCCAAAACUAUUUCUAAAAUAUCCCCUGUGUCACCCGUGUACAAGUCUUUAAGUUUGUGUUGCACCAUUAACAAACAUUUGUAGAGUCAAAAAAAGAAGAAAACAUUUUUAAAAAGGAUUCUUCAAUGAAUGUAAACAGGGUAGUCGGGUUGUUUGUUCUACCUGCAAAGCAAAUAUACAGUUCA